Notolabrus celidotus (New Zealand spotty) is the source of this 2115-nucleotide messenger RNA. RefSeq lists its product as uncharacterized. Gene Ontology annotation, biological process: cell-cell adhesion. The transcript has 7 exons. NCBI's taxonomy places the organism in Eukaryota, Metazoa, Chordata, Actinopteri, Labriformes, Labridae. The record is from RefSeq and is a predicted model, not a curated record. The coding region runs from base 578 to 1474 and encodes 298 amino acids. Gene Ontology annotation, molecular function: cell adhesion molecule binding. Gene Ontology annotation, cellular component: cell-cell junction.
CUGCGCAGCUCCAGUGAACAGCUAAUCAAUCAAAGGUCACUGCAAAUGAAGCGUCAAAUGUUGGCUGCUUGUUCCGUAUUACAUGUCACACCGGGUUGUUUCAAUGCUCUCAAACAACACGUCAAGACUUCUUUCACAUCCUGUUGUUGAACUUCUUCAGAAAAACCCUGAUCUCAACAACAACAACAACACGCUUACACUGUAACAGUCACAGGCCUGAUUCUCCUCGGAGAUAAAUGACGCAGUAAGAAUUUGAUAACCGGAGCAGCAUAAUUCUCUCAUUUACACUAGACACAAACUGCGUCGCAUACUUGAUACGCUCAUUACCAAAAGAGAGUCAUGGGACUUUGGACAUGUAACACGGCUUGUUGAGUAUUUCAUUUUCGGCUUUAUUGGCUUUGAUGGAUAGAUUCUUGGUGCUUGCGCAUUUUCGGACUAUUUUGUGCGCACUUCCUGAAAAUGACUGAAGGAGUCACGCCCACCUGUCAUACAUAAAUAGUGAGCAAACUUUCAUUUCAGUUUAGAACCUCCCCUGAUCACGCAGCAUUAUUUCCUAGAAUUGAAGAGCUUCACAAUCAUGAAAGUCAUUCUCGUUGUCGCGGUGGUCGCCCUGAUUCAAGGCAGCUAUGCCACUUUGCUCAUUAAAGGGCCGACCGAGCCGAUCCUGGAGGGAGACAGGAUCACGCUGGAGUGUCUGUACUCGGACUCUGAAGUGAACAUCAGCCAGGUCCACUUUGAGGUUUUCUCCAAGUACAUGCAGGGCUGGCGUAAACUCUGGGAGCGAUCCUGGUGCUUCUAUUCGAUUCAAGUGGAGCAGACUGCAGACAGCCUCGUCCUGUCCAUCCCCCAUGCAGGAAGGUACUACGAGGGGCCCUACCGCUGUGUGUCUGACGCCGAAAACACGACUGUGCAAGACAAAUUCUCCCAGACGCUGGCCUUCAAAGUGCAUUACAUGGGGGACUUAUCCAUGUCCAGGGAAGGCUUCAGCAGCUACUUGAGGAUGCCUGAGGAUCUGAAGGUGCGACUCGGGGAUGACGUGGUGGUGCAGUGCUCUGCCAGCUCGUCCGAGGAGCCAAAGUACUUCUGGAAUAAAGACGGUGACGACUGGAUCCUCCCCUCCUCUAAGCUGACGCUGAAGAAGGUGAGCGUGACCGAUGGGGGCCAGUACACCUGCAUGGCAGAGCAUCCCUCUGUGGAGUCACUCAACAAGAAACGCACCAUCAGCAUCACCGUGCUGCCCGCGGAUGCCCCCUGGUAUGCGUCCAGUAAUGGCCGGCUUGUGCUGAUGACUUCGGCGGCCGCUGUGUCUCUCCUGGUGCUCAUCCUCUCCAUGAGUGUGUUCCUGUGCCGCAGGGCCAAGCAGGCCAAGACCAGCAAGGGACCCAUUGAUGACCGCUCUCAGAAGAAACCCAUCUACAAAACCAGUGUGGAGUCCCUACCCUCCACCUCCGGAGACAAACAACCCCUGGUGUAGCUGCUCAGGCAGGUGGAGAAGAAGAUGGAGUGGGUGGCCAGAAAUUGAAGGAUAGCAUAAGGGGGGGUACUAAAAAGGGGGGAGGAGAUGGAGUAUGGGUGGGCACAUUGGGAAAGGAGACGGGGAGGGAAAAAGAUCAAAGAGGGAUAUUUGGAGGCUUUAGUGGGAGGAAAAUCAAAAUCAGAAACAAGCAGGGUGUAAAAAGCCUGAAGGGCAAAUGAUUGCUUUAGAGAAACAGGCGCUGCUUUGCUUGUGGGUGUUAUGCGUCUUGGACAAAAUAAAAAGGUGGCCAAUUUCUUUUCAUUCAUUCAGUAGCAUGGAAAAUGGGUGGCUAUUUUCUUAGCAAAAUGAUGUGGGAUGAUGUAAAGACUUCACAUGCAGCUCUUUCCUUUCUGAGUCAAAUAAAAUUAGUCAGCUGUUUAUUAUGAAUGAGCACUUUAGGUGAUAAAAUAAGGCUGUUUUUUGAUGAUUUGUUUUCGUUUCAACCUUUCCCUCCAGAGCAGCACCAUCUCAAAGCAUCCGUGAGAGGGUUAUUAUCUCUUUAUUUUUACUGUGACUGCUCUCGAGCACUUUGCACUCCUAUUUUUAAUUUACUGUACUUUGGAUUUGUUUGAUAUUAAAUAGCUUUUCCGAAAAUUGUA